AUAAAACUCUCGACAUCGUCAAUAUUCCCGUCAUGCGCUCAAGUUUGACAGCGAUGCCUUGAACUCGUAUCGCCUCACUGUCUUUUCCGUGCCUUACCCUACCAGCUCAUACUAUACAGAGUGCCCCUGCUUCCUCCUGUCGCAUUACCAAUACGGAGAUACAUGCUCUACAUACGAGUAUAUCCCGUACAAAAGGGUGCCAUGCUUCUACCUGGAUCUCGACAGCUUCAACAAAACACCACCUCCGCCUGCAAUUGACGACUCUUCUAAUAUCGACCAGAGUCAUUCUAAUCUCGGUUGAUACAGGAGUGUAUGGCUCAUCCAAGAUCCUUCUCCAAGACAUCAAUGGCCGCCAACCACAACCACAACUAUCGGCACCGGCGAGGGUCGACGCGAACCAUGCCAUACAGCAUUGCCAUGGUUAGCGACUUCUUCUUCCCUGCACCGGGUGGAGUCGAAAGUCACAUCUACCAACUUUCUACCAAGCUCAUCGACCGUGGUCACAAAGUGAUUGUCAUCACCCAUGCAUAUGAUGGAAGAACAGGAGUACGAUACCUUACGAAUGGCCUCAAAGUCUACCAUGUCCCUUUUUUCGUCAUUUACCGCGCUUCGACCUUCCCCACUGUCUUCUCCUUCUUUCCUAUCUUUCGAAAUAUCAUAUUAAGGGAGGAAAUCGAAAUUGUCCAUGGGCAUGCAAGUCUGAGCAGUUUUUGCCAUGAAGCAAUAUUGCAUGCCAGAACCAUGGGAAAGCGGACCGUCUUCACCGACCAUUCAUUAUUUGGAUUUGCAGAUGCUGGUAGCAUCCUCACCAAUAAGUUGUUGAAAUUUACUUUGAGCGAUGUAGAUCAUGUCAUCUGCGUUAGUCACACAUGGUAAGUCUGUUGUAGACCCAAGUCUGCCUCAAUGGCGCAUUCUAACGAGGCAAAGCAAGGAAAAUACUGUUCUUCGUGCCUCCCUAGACCCUCUCAUGGUCUCUGUUAUACCCAAUGCCGUUGUCGCCGAGAACUUUCGACCCCUCCACCAUCCCUCCUAUGGAACCGAAUUUGGAAAUCACCCGCUCCCACAACUCAUAGGUCCACACGAUACAAUUACCAUUGUGGUCAUAUCACGACUAUUUUACAAUAAGGGCACUGAUCUACUGGUGGCAGCGAUUCCAAGAAUUUUAGCAAGUCAUCCGAACGUUCGCUUCAUUAUCGCUGGUUCUGGUCCCAAGGCAAUUGAUUUGGAACAAAUGUUGGAAAGAAAUGUCCUGCAAGACAGAGUCGAAAUGCUGGGUCCUGUUCGACACGAGGAGGUGCGAGAUGUUAUGGUACGAGGUCACAUAUACCUCCAUCCUAGCUUGACUGAAGCAUUCGGCACUGUUAUUGUUGAAGCAGCAAGUUGCGGUUUGUAUGUGGUCUGUACCCAGGUGGGUGGUAUCCCAGAAGUUCUACCAGCUCAUAUGACCGUCUUUGCCAAGCCAGAAGAGGACGACUUGGUCGCUGCGACAGGGAGAGCUAUUGCUGCAUUAAGAGCCAAUAAGGUCCGAACAGAGAAAUUUCAUGAUCAAGUUAAAAUGAUGUACUCCUGGACGGACGUUGCUAAAAGAACUGAAAGAGUUUAUGAUGGGAUUUCGGGCAGUUUGAGCGAAGCAGAUUUUUAUGGAUAUGAGGCAGCCGAUGCAGCUAGCUGGAGUGCGACCAGAGGCAGGGCUGGGGUUCACAGUUUCGCCCUUAUUGAUCGGCUGAAAAGAUAUUAUGGCUGCGGUAUCUGGGCCGGCAAACUUUUUUGCCUUUGUGUGGUGAUCGACUAUCUUAUCUUCAUGUUCCUGGAAUUCUGGGCACCGCGAGAUGCGAUUGACAUUGCAAGGAACUGGCCCAAAAAGCCCCGGGAAAACUUGAUGGCAGGUGACGAUUCAUCAUAUAAAUAAUGACGAGUUUGUCCAGCCUCAAAUCACUUACAGUACCUCAGUUGCAAGGAAAUAAGCUGCGUGGGUAAUACAACACCCUCUAAUGCAGGCGAUGCGCUCGAGUACUGGGAUCUGUGCAGAAGGAGAAUUAUCUUUUCCUAUGCUGUUCCCAACGCCAGUUUGGGGACACCCUCAUGAGGCUCGCCAAGCCCUCUCUAAACUGCCGAAUGAUGAAUCCAAUAUAGAGAAUCGCCGAGAGACGUGAAUGCACCUAGAGUCAUCUCUGGGUCGUCCGGCUAUAAAGAUUUGUUUUGGAUAUCUCAGUUAUAAUUAACGUGCGUCGCUACCCCACACUCUGCUAUUAUCCAGGAUGGUUUCCAUUUUACCGCGACCACUUGAAUUUUAUUUGGUCACGCAGUUGGUCUUGAUUGAUUCAGAUCUUGUAGAUUAUAGCUGCUAUCAAUUCUUGACUUUCUUGGCUUUCGGCAAUCCUCGAUGCGGAUUUGGCUGAGGCUACGGUAAGUCGACCGAUAGUACUUCUCGCCAAACUAUCCAGUCAAACUUGGUCAUUUGAUCAUUUGUUGAAAUCCAAUAGUCACAAUGUUUCAUGAACUCCUUUUUGUAUACCACGUCUUAAUUGCCGGUUGGUGCCAAUGAGCAUUCCAUAGUCAGGUCGUCCUGUAGACAAUGUAGAGCAAAGCACUAGUGCGAGCCUCAAUAAAAGCAAACCAGCUCUAU
Molecule: messenger RNA, 2626 nt
Organism: Hymenoscyphus albidus
Lineage: Eukaryota; Fungi; Ascomycota; Leotiomycetes; Helotiales; Helotiaceae
Source: the annotation of a GenBank genome assembly